GCCCAAAAUGUUCAACACAGCAAGGACAUGACUCUUGCCAGUAACCGCAGCCUGGCAGAAGGCAAUCUUUUGUACCAGCCAAAGUUGGAGUCUUUGAAAUCAAAUUUGACUGAAAAAUAUCAAGAGCUGCAAGUUCUUUUCGAAGCGUACCAGAUAAAGAAAACAAAACUAGACAGACAAUCCAGUAAUGCCUCACUGGAGACUCUGCUGGCGCUGCUUCAGACAGAGGGGGCUAAGAUUGAGGAAGACACUGAGAAUAUGGCAGAGAAAUUUCUUGAUGGUGAAAUACCACUGGAUUCCUUCAUCGAUGAGUACCAGAGCAAGCGUAAACUGGCUCACCAGCGACGUGUGAAAAUCGAGAAGCUCCAAGAAAUGGUGCUAAAGGGACAGAGACUUCCACAGGUUCAGCCACAGGCUCAGCCGAGAGCACCCGAGACAACACCAGCACCUCAAGAUUCCUACACUUCGGAUGCAAACACUCCUCCUUCAGUUGUGCCCCGACGAAUACCACCCCCUCCACCUUCUUCAGUCCCAGCAGGACGCUUUCCUACUCCGUUUACUGCAGCCAUGAGUUCAGGACCAGCUCUUUCUUAUCCAGGUGCUCCGUAUCCUCCUCUCCCCCCGCGACCGGGAGUUCAGUCUGGAAGUCCAAUGCCACAGCCGGGAUACCCAGCUCAGUUUGUACCGCAGUAUCCUCCAGCUCUCCCCCAAAGACCACCUCGCCUUCCGCCACAUCCUGGCUUUAUCCUCCAGUGAAUAUUUUGGUGCGCCUGAGUUAUGUAUUGGUGCUUAUAUUUCCCUUUUAUCCCCAUCAGAGACUUCAUGUAGGCAAUGGAAAGCCUCUGGUUUUUGCACAAUGGAGUACAACAUCUGAGCUGUGGCACCGAGGUUUGCGAUUGUGUUUGGUAAAUGUGAUUAUUUUCGUUUUCAAAUAUCAGUGACAGCAAGGUUUUUCUAGGAAGGUUAUAGGGUCUAAAUUAUGUAAAUCCAUCAAAUUGUGAAACAACGUACAGUGGAUUUCUUGACAUUACAAAUCAAAUCAUGUUUGGAAUUCUUUAGUGACGGUAAAUCAGCAUCCUCUUCUGUUCUGAUGUGUUCCCAUCGCAGCUGGAUGUGUGUGUGGCAAACUGGGAGCUAUUUGUCCCUCUAAAGAAUUCUCUGUCGGUGCCAGUGUUUGGGUAGUAACAACCAGAUCUGAAUACUGGGCAAAGAGUUGCAGUGGACCGCAUCGGCAUCCGUUGCAGUGUGCCCAGACAGCGGCAUUUGUGGCCAGGUGCACGAGGUUUUUCAGAGCUCACUGAGCUGAAACUCUUGUCAGAAAAUAUUGCAUGGUUUUUAGCCAGUAAAAGUUACAAGAGUUCCAUUUCUACAUUUCAGUUGUUACCUUAGACUUUUCAGAAUAAAAGUACACACUCCUCCCACUCCUAAAUAGCUUGAUAUCCUAAAAGUCCUGGUCUCUUGAAAUUAAACUAAACUGUUUGUAGAGCCAGUUUAGAGUUUUAUAGAAACUUUACCAGGCAUUUUUAUUUCCUUGCCUAUUAAGACUCUUUCUUAUGUUUAUUUUUAUUUUAUUUUUCCACACCUUGGAUACAGAAGUGAUUUUUUUACACAGGUGCUUAGCUUUUGAUAUCAUGUGAUUCCAGAAAUCUAGGCAGGGUAUUUCUUAAUCAAAUACUGCGUUUUCACAUUAUGUAAAUGCCCACUUGAAGCUCCACGGUUUCGUUUUAUCCUUCAAACUCAGUCUCUCACUUGGCAGAACUAUUUUUAACUUCCUCAUUUCCUUUAGUUUUGCAGUUUUUGGCAUGUGUAUCUAUCUGGAAUUUGCAGGUACCGUUUCUCCGCAAGCAGGCAAAACAGGAAAGCUUUUUGAAAUCCAUGGUGGCUUUUUGCAUCUGACAUAAUCCAUUCUUGACUUCUUAUGCCACUGGAGAGGGGGAGGCUUUUUAGGGGAGCUCAGAUUUUGCUCUCAAUGUGACUCUUGAAGCCUAAGGUGCAGACACUUGCUGGUUAUUUUAAUCUAGCAUUGGAGGAGACAGAUUUUAACACUUGUUGCUUGCGCAGAAUGUCUCUGUAAAUUCGUUACCAAUUUCUCACAUCCACAAACAACUUUCAACUAAUUCAUGGUCAUUUAAGAAGCUCACAGUCCAGAAUCUGUUACAGCCCCUGCGUUAUUUCAAAGCAUUUUCAUAUCAUUGUCCUGGAAUGCACGAUGUUGUUUGGAAAGUCUGUACUACAAACAGCAUCACUUAAAAUAGAAUAUCUAUUUUUUUUUUUCUUUACGUAAGGCUGUCCCUUAAUCAUUUCCUCGGGAGUGUGGCGGUUGCUAGCAAAUACUAAUCUGAAAUUAAGCUCAUAACAGGAAGCUCUCUAUUCUGAAAAUACGGUUAUUUGGCUUGUUCUGCCUUCUGAAGACAAAGGGCAGAAGGUUGGUCAGUGUUAUUGGCAGCUGAACCAAUUCCCCAGUGUAAGUCUGGAAAGUUUCUAUAGAUGGGGGAUUUUGUGAAGCAAUGUGCAUUGGAUUUGUUUGCAAAGUGUGUUUUUUUCUGUAAUCUAGUGAUGGUACAGGAUGUGUUUUGUUUUUUUUUUUUUAAAUAGUGUAAUAUCUUUUCUUGGUAUUAUUUUCUCACUGAAGCUUCGUAUAAGCAUGGUUAAUUAUGACUCGUUUCAAAGUAAUUUUGCUGUGCUAUUAGUGCUGGUACUUGGACUGUUGUAUCUGAAUGCUAAACAUAAGUCUGCUGUAGAAAUGAAUUGUGUCCUAGAAAGAAUUAAAGUGGGUGGGGGCUACCAGGGUGGUGACUGAGUACAGAAAUGCGUACUUUGAGCCUGCUACACAAAAACUCUAAAACACUCUCAAAUUAGUUUUGCUAACAGUUAAUGAAAACAACCAGGUAUAUUUUACACUUAUCAAGUGCCAACUUUUUUUCCGAGGGCUGAAAAUCCUCAGAAGUGAUGGAGGUGAUAGAUAAGUGUAUUGUGAAUUUGCACUGCGUUUUAUGUAUCUAACUUUAUUGGUAUUAGUAGUCCAAAAAUAUUUUUACUACUUGUUAAAUUUUCUGUCUUUUGGUAACUUUUGUGAUAACAUGACCUUUCAGGGAUACUUUAUCUAGAAACUGACUCUUGUGCAAACUAAAUACAGACAAAGCUAAUGCAAUUUUUCUGUCUGAAAGCAAAACAAUGCAUUAUUGCAUAUGCAUGUGGCUGAUGUGCCUUAGGAUCACUACUUGUGAUUGUAAAACUAGGAUAUUAGCGUUUUUAUCAUUUGAAUGGCCAUUGCUUAACUCUAAGGGCUCUUCAAGAGCACUUUCUUUUACAAAAAAACUCACCCUUGUACUUCAGAAAAAAACAAAGGCCGUAUCUGCUAUUUGUAAGCUUAUAGUUGCCUUCACUGAUGGAUAGGUUUGAGUAUCGAUAAUGUAACUAAUGUGAUGCUUCAGUUACAGCAAACUCGUAACUGAAAUCCAGCUGCUCAUGGAAAACGUUUUGCCAUUAAUUGUGUGUGUGUAUGUGCGCACAAACUGUAAAUAUAUACUUGACUGCUGGUAAUGUUUAAGGGUAAAGGAGAAAGAUGACCGUGGAAAGCUGUUUAAAUCCUUUCAGAAACAAACUUUACAAAACACUAACCUGAACGAGUUGGGCAAGGGGUGUGUCAGUGCUUUCAAAGCCUGUUGCCCUUCAACAGCUUCUCCUGUUGUGUUAUAGCUAAUAAAUAAAUUCUGCUAUGGCUAGGAUGUUUAGAAUCAUACUAAUUUGCACUGUUUAUAAGAUAGUGAGAUUAAAAUGCCAUAGGCAAGCUGAGACUUGAGAGGGGGUGGCUCAGUAUGCUUGCCAAAAUAUAUAUAUAUAUAUUAUUAUGUUGUCUUGAGGAUUUUUAAUGUCUGCUGCAAAUAGCAUAUACUUCCCCAAAGCAAUUGGAGUGGAGAAAAAAAUCUUUUAAAUACAAUGUGUAACAUGGCUUUAGAGUGUUGGUAGCGUUGAAAAUGCUCUCUCUGGAUGGCAUGACUUUUGCCAGCCUUUUGUAUGCGGUUUUAUAAGUUAUGACUAAUUGAGUUGUAUGUGGUUAGGUUGUUUGAUGGUCAGCACUGAAUGGUUCUAACUCAAGGAUGAGUUUUGCUGCACUUCAGUGCUGUCUCCUAGAGGAAGCGGAGUCAGUUGUUCUAGCACAGCUGGUCCACACAGGUCACCCUUGUACCCGUGACCCGUGAGGGACUAUAUAGAAUAUGAGUUUUGAUGUGAUGCCAGGAGGCAGAGCCCUGGGCACAGCCUGGUCAUGGGUAAGCAUUACGUUUAGUGCCCCGACUUCCACAACCUCAGUCUCGACCUCUUUUGGGACUUCUCUGCCCUCUCAAACUGGAAUAAUGACUUAGAUACAGAGCUCAAAUCGACAAUUCCUUUAGCCUGAAUAUAGAGCUGCUUGGCAAACACUGAGUUCUGAGGAGGUAGAGUUGUCCUGCACCCGAACCUUCCUCUGUGUAAUCCUGGACAGUCUAAUAAAGGGGCAGUUUUAUAUGCCUAGCAAGUUGUGAAACGUACAGUGGAUUUGUUUGCAUAAUAAGUCUUUCUGUAAUCUACUGUGGUCUGAUUUUAAAUAAAAUAGCAUAUCUCUCUCGGUGU
Messenger RNA from Calidris pugnax (ruff), 4611 nucleotides. It is a transcript of the gene VPS37B, whose product is annotated as vacuolar protein sorting 37 homolog B (S. cerevisiae). Lineage: Eukaryota; Metazoa; Chordata; Aves; Charadriiformes; Scolopacidae. Gene Ontology annotation, cellular component: ESCRT I complex. Gene Ontology annotation, biological process: protein targeting to vacuole; ubiquitin-dependent protein catabolic process via the multivesicular body sorting pathway; protein targeting to membrane. The transcript is spliced from 3 exons. The coding region runs from base 28 to 756 and encodes 242 amino acids. The record is from RefSeq and is a predicted model, not a curated record.